Molecule: messenger RNA, 1912 nt
Organism: Aphis gossypii (cotton aphid)
Lineage: Eukaryota; Metazoa; Arthropoda; Insecta; Hemiptera; Aphididae
Gene: Osi6
Product: Osiris 6
Exons: 4
Coding region: 155-1015 (286 amino acids)
Source: RefSeq, a predicted model, not a curated record
GGCCGCCCCACAGUUCUAUCAUUACAGUCGUACAGUUCAAAGGAACAACAACAACAAACAGUGACCAGCACCAGCAGUCGUCAGCCACCUGCUAGUCACGUCCAACAGAAUAAUUCUCCGUAAGCGAAAAAUCGAAAAAUCAACCAUCAUCACCAUGAGUUUCGCGUUUAAGUUCGGAUUAGUAGUGUUAUCGGCAUGCGUGUGCUUGGCCUCGGCCGACCCGAUACCCGCAGCGGCGGCAAAACAGGACGAUGGCUGCGCCGGCAACCAAGACUCGUUUGCGUGCGCACAAAUGCAAUUCUACCGGUCCGCUCGGGCUUUCUUCGACCAAGACAAAGUUGAUCUGUUAGGAGGUUUGUCGCUCGUCAAGACCGAGAAGAAAGGUAGGUCCCUUUCCGAGACUUCCGAAGAUGUUAACAACGUUGAAAACGCAAAGGACGCCAAUGACCGUGAAACCGCACUCGAAGACUUCACCAUGCACAAGGUAAUGCGUUUCUUCCAAGAAAGGACCCUCCACUGGAACUUGUCGCCAAUCGUCACCGAAGUAUCCGAAACCGCCCGCAGCGUCGCUGACCAAAUCCCAACUCAAUUCAAAAACAAAAUCUCAAACUACAUCGAAGAAGGUCGUGGUAUGCUCAAGAAGAAGAAGUUCUUGAAACAUCUUAUCCCACUCUUGAUCGCUCUCAAAGUCAAAUUAUCCGCCUUUGUUGUUAUCGCCUACGUCGUCAUCGCUUUGAUCGCCAAGAAGGCUCUGUUAGCCAGCGUGAUCUCUCUGCUCGUUUCCGGAUUCAUUGGUAUCAGAAAAUUGUUGGCCGCUCAACACCACGUACCUCACCAUGAAGUGAUCGAGACACACGCCGGACACAGCAGCUACGGUAGCAGCGCCCCAAGCGGUUACAGCGCAUCCAGCUCCGGAUGGGACAGCUAUGGAGGAGGACACGAUGCCCACGGAUCGUACUCCAACAACGUUGGCCAAACCUUGGCCUACGGUGGACAAAAACCAGUUGCCAGAUAGAGACUACGACGUGAAAGGCAAGCCUGACUAUUUGUAUAUAUAUAAUAUUUGUGCAUGGUCUUGCCCGCCGCAGUUCAAAGAUGGCAAAACAACAUCAGCAAAAAAAAAAACAAAAAAAACUCACAAAUUAUUUAUUUUAAAUUAUCAUCGACUCCGACGCGGCACAACCCGUAACUCACACGACGAGCCAUCGACUGACGACAUUUUUUAUCCAAACUAUCGAUGAUUCGACUACUCGUGUUUAUUUACGACGACUAUUACGAUAGGGACCACGUGACUGACAUAAACUUAUUACCGACGCGACUUUUAUAUAAUAUCAUCAUCCUCUCGUCAUAUUCCCGAAUCGUUAAUUAUUUAUUUUUAAUUUUUAUAAUAAUUUAUUUAACACUAUACUUGGUAGGUUGACAUUACCCGACAAACUCGAAACGGACAUGGUGUCAUCCACACGACUGACACGUUGACUGAACGUAUAAUAAUAUGUUUACCAUAAUUUAUUUUCAAAAAUAACCAUAACGCAUAUAUUAUAUAGCAUAAUUUUAUAAUGACAAAUAGAUAUGUGCCAAAGACAUAAUAAUAAUAUAUCAACAGUUAUAAUAUUACUUGUAGGACAUGACUGACUUUAUAGCCCACUUGUUGACUUCACUGACUCUUUGACCAUCGUCAUGAUAUACUGUCAUGACGACGAUCAAAAUAACGACCAUUACUACAGACAACACACACACUAGCUGACAACUUAUAACCGACUCGAUUAGCUUAUCCGCUCAUUGUACUUAGUCGUAUCGGACGUAAGAUAAUAAUAUUUAUUUAUUUUUACCCGUUUUGUAAAAGAUUUGUAUUUUUUAUUUAAUAAAUAAACGAAUUUAGUUAUUGCCAAAGAAAAUGUCAAUACGAAAGUUA